Messenger RNA from Saccostrea echinata, 3483 nucleotides. RefSeq lists its product as uncharacterized. The transcript is spliced from 6 exons. NCBI's taxonomy places the organism in Eukaryota, Metazoa, Mollusca, Bivalvia, Ostreida, Ostreidae. The coding region runs from base 170 to 1438 and encodes 422 amino acids. The record is from RefSeq and is a predicted model, not a curated record.
UAUUUUCAACACCCUUAUUCAGACAUCAUGGAUAAGAAGUCAGUUGUGAUGAUUUUGUUCUUGUUGAUUUGAAGUUAAUUGGAAUUGGAAUUUCAUCGACCACAAAAGUUAAGGACAUAAAGAAGAAACUAAGGUGCCUUUAGGAAUUCUUGACAAAAGUGAAAACAAGAUGAACGACAUGAUAGAAAUUCUGGAAUACCUUCACAAGUUUGUGCCAAAUGCAAGAAAUGCUGAUGAAAUAGAAAAUCUAACAGAGAGGGAGGACAGGGGGCCUAUGCGAGUCAUACCUUUGGGAGGUGACCAGUUAACCUGUGAACGUAUUAGGGGGGCUCAUAUGGCACGGUUUGAUGCAGAUAGUCCAGAGGAGAGGCUGGAAGGCUGUAUGUCCAUGAUGGAAGAUUUCCAUGAGAAGAUGAAUUUUUUACAGAUGAUAAUGGACAGAUUUUACAACAGUGGAAGUGCAAGGGAACCUGGAACUUUAUAUCACUUAAAGAGUGUGAUUAACAGAAGGAAUGUCAGUAGUACUGUGACGAAAGACUAUCAUGCUGACAGUGCUUUUAUAGACUUAGUUGGAGAAAGUCACAUCAUUUCCCUUGCCUUAACACAUUUUGGAAUGGCAGAUCUUAAUGCACCGUGUAAAGUUUUCCCACAUGGUAUUCAUCUAGCAGACAUUGAUCAUAAGAAGAGGAUUCUUCGAAACCUUGUUGGCGAGCUAGUUGACAGCCAUAUAAUGAACAUACUAUCUCAGACCCUGAAUAGAGAACAACUUUGUGAAGAUGAAAAUAAUGACAGAAUUUAUAACUAUGCAACAAAUUUUUUGAAAUUCUGGCUUCUACGAAAAAUAAGCAUAGUGGCCACAAGAAGUGGAGAUGGGAUGCGCAUUUUACGUCACUGGAAAUAUGCUAUGCUGCUCUAUCAUAUUGCGCAUAAGACAAAGUACAGACUGGAAGCCUUCCUGCUAAUUGCCUGCACCAUUGCUCUCUUCACUCCAAGACAACAACAUCAAGUUAUAUGGAACAGAUUUGUCAAUUUAAGUGGUGGAAGGGGAAAAAAUUUAGAUGGGGAUUAUGUAAUGGAACUUUUAAAUAAAUAUGCCAAGGCAAGAGUAAAACUAAUAGGACCAAACCAUUCCCCAGAAACCGUACUAAGAAUAGGCAAAACCAUGAUGUUUUGCCAUGACAUUUCUAGAAACCUGGAAUGUCAGGUGGGAGCUGCUCCUAUAUCUAGGGAUCACAAAGCCCAGGAUACCACCGGAGACCUGACAAAACUUGUAAGAGAAUUACAAAGAGCGAAUGUUUUUACCUGUAUACCUGGAAGGGCCCACAAUUCAUUUCAAAAUGAACCAUCUGAUAUUUUUACACAAUUUAAUGUUAUUGAAUUCCACAAGUGGAUGAAUGCAAAGAAGAAGCAAUAUGCUGGAAAUAAACAAGCCUUUUAAAUACAUGUCAUGUACAGUGCGCACUGGAGGCUCCUCAACCAUAUCCACAGCCUUUACGAGGGAUUCCUCAUCUAAGUCCAGAACUGCAGCAGUGUCAGAAGGACAAUUACCAAAUUCACAGUUGUGCUUGCAGUUAUCACAGCACAAACACAGGCUGGAAACAUUUGUGAUUGUGGUAUCUUCUGGUGUAAAAUGUUCCAGUAAAAAUUGACGUCUACAUGAUUUUAACAGACAAAAUUCUCUCGUGUGACUAUCGGUUGCAACAGUACUUAUAUCAGCUGGGUGAUAGUAUAUAACAGACACGGAUCGAUUUCCAUCCCUUCCAGCACGUCCACUUUGUUGCAUGUAUCCUUGAAUACUGUGAGGAGCCCCCCAGUGGACAAUAACACGUACGUCGGGUACAUUCACCCCCAUACCAAAUGCAGUUGUUGCUAUAACAACUCGCAACUUGCUAUCAGUGUUACAAAACGUGUCCAUUAUGAUCGUUUUGUUUUUCUGAGCAGUCGAAUGAUGAAACAUGGCAAAAAGACAGUUUUUUGCUGAACAUGUCCCAAUAUAGGAGUUUUGGGAACCAAGCUGGCUCAUUAGAUAUUGAUAAAUGAGUCCACAAGAUUUAAUGUUUCUGCAGUAAAUGAUACAUUUUGGGGUAUUCUCUUUCAUUACAUUAAGGUCAUUACACAACCAUGAAAAACAUUCAUUUAUGCUUGCUGGAGCUUUUAUACAGACAUGCUUUAUGUUUGGCCUGUCACAACUCAAGAUUACUUCAAGAAAAUUCUUCAUGCACAACAUUUCUGAAAUUUUUUUUCUAUCAGACUGUGUGGCUGUAGCAGUUAAGGCUAACAUAUUAGCAUUAGGAAGCAAACUUCUCAAUUCUGCUAAUCUAGAGUAAUCUGUUCGGAACUCUGUACCCCUAGAAAAAAAGUUGUGCCAAAUACAAGUCAUAUUAUAGAUCUUUUUCUGUAAGAAAGUAGAAAGCUAUAAAAUGAUCUUUAUAUUAAUUUAUUAUUAUAUCUAGAAUUUCCAUUAUUUUCAUUUUCUAAAAAGUUUUACUGAAAACAUUAUAUCAGUACUAGGCAGUUUUAGUUGUAGGUAGAAAAUAGCAAAAUAUUAUAUCUUUUAUAGGUCUAAAAAUGUACCUCACUUAUAUAUACAUUGUAUUAUUUUAUGUACCAUUGUUCAACACAGUGGCAUUCGUCUAUGACAAUUGUGUGUAGGUGCUGUUGAUAUGGAUCUGUGAGGAUGAGCUCUCUCCAGGUGCCAGAGAAAAGACUUUCAGGACUCAACAUUAUCAAAGGAAUCUGUCCAUCUUUAAUCAAGCGCAUGCGUUCUGUGUAAUACAUGUAUAUUGAUUGUUUAAAAGAUAUUGAAAAGAUGAUGCAUCUAUACAGUGUAAGAGUAGAUAUGUUUUUAUUAUAUACCCAACUGUGUAUCACUCAAUUAUGCAAUCAUGUGAUGGUGUAAUCACCACACAGUGUUUUUCUGAUUGCAUAUCACCCCUGUCCGAAACUGAUGAUAUAGCACACAGUAUACAUGAAGUCCUGUGAAAAAAUGUUAUGAUUAAUGGGAAAAGUUGUAUAAUUUAUUCCCAAGGUCCUCUUUCAGUAUAUUUAGCUAAUUAUGGAGGGGUAUAUUAUAUAAUAUUUACAUUUGCAAAUGUUUUCUUUUAUAUAACACUGUUGAAAGCAAUGCGUAUCUAUAUCCAUAUAAACACAGGUUCCUCAUGUCAUAAAUGUUCAACAUUUUUUCUCAGUGACGUCAUAAAGGGUCAACGCGCAAUCAAUAGAUCAAACUUGUGCUGCUGAGUUUGAAAAAUAAAACCGGUUGGUACGAGAUCAAAUUUACCAUAAAGCCCUUCGGGCUUUAUGGAAUUUGAUCUCAUGACCAACCCGUAUUUAUAUCCUGAUAGAUGUUUCAAAAUGAUACCUUAUUUCAUAACUGAUUAGUGCUUGUACCACAAUACAUCAUUGUAUAUCAAUUGUAUUCUCAUAUCGUUCAUUUACUAUAUGUGUUAUAUGGCAAUUUGUUGUACAUAACAUAACCUUAAU